Molecule: messenger RNA, 668 nt
Organism: Brienomyrus brachyistius
Lineage: Eukaryota; Metazoa; Chordata; Actinopteri; Osteoglossiformes; Mormyridae
Gene: cdpf1
Product: cysteine rich DPF motif domain containing 1
Exons: 3
Coding region: 122-481 (119 amino acids)
Source: RefSeq, a predicted model, not a curated record
AUAUUGUCCUUCCUGGCGUACUGUAGCGGCCUAUAGCGGAAGAGAAUUGCGCGUUAGACAAUAGUGCGCACAAUAGUAUUUACUCUUUAUUUGUAAGAUUAAUUAUAAAAUGAACUGACCCAUGGAGACCAGCAGUGCUGCCGAAGGGUCGGGGAGCCGGUUCGUUUGUGAGCUGUGCGGAUUAUCAGCUCCGUUCUCUUACUACGGACAGAAACCCCCAGACACUAGGGCAAUAGUCCUUCUCGAAGAAUGUUUUGUUAUGAAGGAUCCGUUUAGUCCUAACAGGGACAAAUUCCUCAUUUUGGGCUCCAACUGCAGUGUGUGUCACAGGGCAGUUUGCGUUGACACGGACUGCAGCCUGUUCUACACUAAACGUUUUUGUCUGCCAUGUGUGCACAAGCACCUGGAUCAAUUUCCCCUGCAAAUCCGGAACGAACUGGCCAAGAAAAAAAGUUCACUAAAAAUAUCAUCCACGACUUAAACCACUGGGACCUUAUACGGCGCGAUGUGCAAAACUGUGUGAGGAAUAGUAAUUUAUUUUACUUGUAAGAUCUAGAACUCAUGGAAGCAAUCUACUGUUUCUCUUAUUCUGUCUAAUUUACAAACUUAAAACGUACUCUUUAUACAAGGACCAACACCAUCAUUAAAUUUUACCUAAAAAUUGAAAA